This is a messenger RNA of Ylistrum balloti, 2422 nucleotides long. RefSeq lists its product as uncharacterized. The coding region runs from base 1 to 2142 and encodes 713 amino acids. The transcript has a single exon. The record is from RefSeq and is a predicted model, not a curated record. Lineage: Eukaryota; Metazoa; Mollusca; Bivalvia; Pectinida; Pectinidae.
AUGAUCAUCAUUUCUAGAGAAGAACUUUUUAAUAUACUAUUGAAAAACUAUUGGAAUAAACCAUUAAAUAUACCAACUGUUAAAGAAAUAUCAACAGCUAUUGAAAGCAUCUGUACAUUGAAAUUUCUCCCAGAUGAACAUAGUUUGAAAUGUUUACGUGCUGAACUUUUUAGGCUUAAACAAAAUGGUUUACAAGCAAAAGUGAAGGGUGGGUCACAAUUUAGAAAGUUUAAAGAACAAUUAAAACAUUCCAAAUAUAGUUGGGACGUCAAAGUUGAUAGAGAAGAAACUCAGUUUUUAGUUGAUAAAAUAAAGGCUGAUACUGAAAAAGAUCUAAGGGAUAAAGAAAAAGAAAACAAAGAGUUGAGGGAAAAGUUAUGUAAUUUAAGUGCAGUAAUUGGUACUCCUGAAGUGAAACCUAUAAAGCGGAAAGCAUUUGCUGAUUGCACACCUAGUUGGCAGUCCAAAAUUAGGAAAAAAGAUGAAGAACAUUGUAAAAAAGCACUGUCAUUUUUAAAAGAUUCAGAUGCUGUGCCUGUAUCUGUCACAGUGGUCAGGAAUGGAAAAGAGGAGGUGCUUAGAUUGUAUGAAACUGGUGAAAAUAAGGAAAACCAGUCACUGGAGGCAAGUGAAACUUUAGAUGAUUUGAAUGCUCUGAUUUACAUUUUAGAUACAUUUAACAUCAGUAAAGAUGCAUAUCAUGAGUUGAGUAUGGCAUUUAAAACCCUCCCAAGAAUUAACGCUGUUAAUAAAGUUCUUUCAGAUUUAAAUUCAAAAUUUGAUAUCAUCCAAACUCCAGAUGGACUUGGUGUUCAGCAGAGUUUGAAAAAACAUUUACAUGACGUACUUUCACAUAAGAUUAAAACUGACAAGAACUUUGCCCCUGCAGGUAAGGUAAAAAUUAAAAUAUCAGGGGAUGGUACAAAUAUAGGGAAAAGGAUUCAUGUUGUUAAUGUUACUUUUACUAUUGUAAAUGAAGAAAGGAGUGCAUCAGUCCGGGGAAACUACCCUUUGGCUGUCAUACGAACUGCAGAAAAAUAUAGUGAUCUAGUAUUGGGUUUAUCAGAUUUGGUUAAGGAAGUUGAGGAACUAGAUGGCAAUAGUCUAAAAGUACAACAUAGAAGUUUUGAUAUUGAAAUAGUUUUAGGCGGGGAUUAUAAAUUUCUUCUGCUUGCUACUGGAAUAUCUUCAGUAGCUUGUCAGCAUUUUUGCAUUUACUGCACAUGUAACAAGGCUGAAAAACUAGACCUCAGUAGAAAUUGGUCUAUGGUUGAUCCAUCCAAAGGAGCUAGACUUGAGUAUAAGUGUGAGGAAUUGGUACAAUCUUCAUCACUAAAGAGAAAGAAGGUCAACAAGGGUUUUUUUUCUGUGAAGAAUAAGCCACUUUUUCCAAGCAUUACUCCAAAUCGUGUUGUUAUAGACCAUUUGCAUAUGUAUUUGAGAAUAUCUGACAAAUUGUUCAAUCUUCUCCUUUCUGACUUAAGAUGCUUAGAUAACAUAAAUGAGAACUCCACAUUUACAAGUGUGUACGAGAAGAAAGACAAACUGAAGCAUGUUUUGAAAUUAGAAAAUGUGCUACAGCAACUUGGAAUACAUUUUGAGAUAGGUGUAAAUCAAGAAACAAAGAAAUUGGACUACAGAGACCUUACAGGUCCAGAGAAGCGUGUUUUGUUUGACCAUUUUCAUGCAUCAGAUUUGUUUGAGGAUAAGGACAGAGCAGCAGAGAUUCAGGAAUUAUGGGAUGGCUUUAAAGACAUAAAUGAGUUAAUAAAAUCUGAAAAUCCAGACCCUGAUGAGAUUGAAGCGAAGGCAAAAAGCUGGUGUGCUCUUUAUAUACAGGUGUAUCAAACAAGAGAUAUUACCCCAUACAUACACUUGUUGAGAUAUCAUGUGGGAGAGAUCAUUAGAACUCAUGGAACCAUGGUAAGAUUUAGCCAACAAGGACUAGAAAAACUCAAUGAUAAUAUAACAAAGCAGUUUUUUAGGGGAUCAUGUCAUAGAGGAUUACCUGCAUUGAAGCAAGUAUUAGAGAAACAAAAUCGGCUCUUAUUUCUCGAGGGAAAAGGGAAAAGAACAAAAGAAAGUAGGAAAUGUUCAAACUGUCAUGGUGCAGACCAUAACUCAAAGUCAUGUGCCAAGUAGUUUUCUGUGUGUAUCUAUUAAAAAUGCAGCAUGCUUUCUUAAGUAAAAUCCAAUCUAUAUUGUAUUGAGGUUGUGUAACUGCCAGUUAUUUGUUGAUGUAAAAAUGAUAUACCUGCAGAUAUAAAAAAAAGGCAUUCAAUUAAUAUGAAAGUGAAAUAUAUGACUGCAUUAAAUACAUGUACUGAAAUGAAGUUUUUGUUGAAGUUUAACAUGCAAAUGCAUGCAUAGAUUUGUUUAUCUCACUUGGAUCUUGGUUUAUACAUGUAUGUAAUUUUAUAAU